GUCAGAUCCCACUACCCUGGAUUAUUCAUUUUUGACCCUCGAUUACGAAGAUCAACGGUCAGAAAUGAACAAUAGGGGCUAGUGGGAUCUGGCCCUCAGUAGAGUUCGAACGGAGAAAGCAAAAGGCUUUUACAUUAUAUAAUGAAACAAUGCAACUCUGUUUUUUUAACGUUUUAUUUUUUUAGUGGAGCAGUCAGUGGAGCUCGAACGGAUAGAGGAGUGGAGCGGUGAGUUGAGUUUGCAAAGGGCUUCUUUUUCUGUGUGUGUGUUUUCUGGAGGAGGGGAGAGGUCGGGGGGAGGGAGGAGGGGGAGCUUCCGCACGUCCCCGGUAGUUGGAGCGGCAGCGAGCUCAGGACUUGAGGGAGAAGAUCAACCAUAGCUAGUGCACAAGAGUGGUCGACAGUUCGUACAGCAUCACAGAUGGCUCCUAAGGCUCCUAAGGCGGUUCUUUUCAUCGUCGGUGACUAUGUGGAAGACUAUGAGGUAAUGGUUCCCUUUCAGACCCUACAAGCAUUCGGAAUCCAUGUCGACGCCGUGUGCCCGGGGAAACAAGCCGGUGGCAUCAUCCGCACAGCUGUCCACGACUUCGAAGGCGACCAGACUUAUUCCGAGAAGCGUGGUCACAAUUUUACAUUGACGAAAUGUUUUAAGGAAGUGAAAGUCAGCGAUUACGAUGGGCUGGUGAUUCCAGGGGGGAGAGCUCCUGAGUACCUGUCCUUGGAUCAGGCCGUGCUUUCCAUCGUCCAGCAAUUUCAUAAUGCCGACAAACCGAUUGCCUCCAUCUGUCACGGGCAGCUGAUUCUUGGUGCAGCAGGAGUUCUCAAGGGGAAAAAGUGCACAGCUUAUCCUGCGGUGAAGCCUUUCGUGAUUGCCGCCGGAGCUGAAUGGCUUGACGCUGAUCCCAUAUCUCGAUGUUUUACGGACGGUAAGCUUGUGACAGGCGCGGCAUGGCCAGGCCACCCAGAGUUCGUGGCACAGUUCAUUUUGGCAUUGGGAGGCAAAAUCAAAGGCGGUAACAAGAAAAUCCUCCUGCUCGUCGGGGAUUAUGUGGAGGAUUACGAGGUGAUGGUUCCUUUUCAAGCUCUCCUGGCGCUUGGUUAUGCGGUUCACGCUGUUUGUCCCGGCAAGGAGGCUGGGGCCAUCUGCAGGACUGCAAUUCACGACUUCGAGGGUGAUCAGACGUACUCAGAGAAACCUGGACACAACUUCACGUUGAAUGCGAGCUUCACUGAGGUGAACGCCGAGGAGUAUGAUGCCCUGGUCAUUCCGGGCGGGCGUGCCCCUGAGUACUUGGCGCUUAACGAAGACGUGCUCUCGAUUGUGAGGAGCUUCAUGAGCAGCUCCAAGCCGGUUGCUUCAAUCUGCCAUGGCCAAUUAAUCCUUGCCGCUGCCGGUGUUCUUGCUGGCCGUAAAUGCACAGCCUAUCCAGCUUUGGAACCAGUAGUCGUGGCGGCCGGCGGCCAGUGGCUGGGACCAGACCCCAUCUCAGCAUGUUUCACAGAUGGUAAUCUGGUUACGGGCGCAGCUUGGCCAGGUCACCCUGAGUUUAUAGCCCAGUUGAUGAAGCUUCUCGACACGAGGGUCGAUUUUGCCUGAUCGAAGACUAUGUGCAAGAUCCUUUUCCUUCCUUUUCUUUUCUUGCACGAUCAUCAUCUUCAAGUUGUUGUUUCUAUCUAUUGACCCUCGUGUAGGGAAUGGUAGGGAGGGAGGUUUAUAUUGUGGUGUGGCACGCAAUCAUUCCAAUUGGGAUUGACAUCACCUGGGGGUAACCUCUGGUCACCCAAACCACUGGGAAUGGUAGGCGCGCGAUUACGCGCGGUCUGUUCCAUGGCCCCUCAUUAUGCAAUCUGGAGGCCAGAGAGUCUGCAUUGCUCUAGAAGGAGAACAAGACAGACUCACACGACGGCCGCCUGCUGCGGGCUUGGUGAUCACCAGCUGAGAUAGUUGGCUUGCCGCCCCCCUCCCCCCCUCCUUGGACGGUCUUGGCAGGAGCCUGCCAGGGUUCCCUUCACCCGCGCCCCUGCAAUCCCUCGCUGGGGGUUAGAAGCCUAGGUAGUAGGUACUACCCCCCCUGCACAGAGUAGAGUAAAUAAUAAAUAGACAUAGCCUGCCUUCCUUUGGUGCAUAGACAUGGACUUGUUGUCUUAGAUAUGUCGGUAGAUAGUGCAAAGUAUGUAGUAGGUAGCGACUGUGAGGUGGAGUGGAUUGAGAGAUGAAGGAAAAAAAAGACAGAGUCACAUGAUGGGCCCCACUUCCUGAAAAAAAAUAUGCUCACUGCUGGAGCCAAUCGAUUGGAGAUAAGCUUGGCACUUUUGUUCGGUAUAUAUCCGCAAAUUGGACGGGCGAUACAUGGCCCCCUCAAGUUGGAUUGCAUUUAGAUUAGAAUGAUACAUGAUGUCCCAGGGGGCUACCUAGAGGUAACCCAGGGGGAGUGUACCAAGUGGGAAACCCGUGGAACAAAGCGGUCUACGGCUGUAUUUGGGGCAAGUUUCGGUCUACGUGCGUUUUGUUUGGAUGAAUACAAACUUCGGGUUUGAACAUCAGAGUUGAACCCAGUUGCCUGCAGAAAAAUUCAUGAACCUGUGUGGCUGUAUUUGGGGCAAGUUUCGGUCGACGUGCAGAAAGACAUGAAAGUGCAUUCGUUCACUCGGGGGGGGGGGGGGGAAAUUAUUUGUGGAACCCGCCCACACUGAUUCCGCAGGCAAAAGAUGUUGGUCCCACAAAUCGAUUUUUUUUUUUUCCCGAGUGGACUUACGGGCUCUUCACUACCAUCAACUGUCCUUCCGGAUAGAGCGAGAAUGAACGUGCAUUCUAUUUGGGUGAAGACGGUAGGGCAGGACGCACGCGCGAAGGGAGAAAGUAACUAGUAAAUACCUGCUGGAUUGGUUUUCUGAACGUAGUAAUGUACGGUAGUAACAUACCUACUAGUUACUAGAUUACUACAUUACUGGAUUAGUAAAUACAUUAGUAAUGUAUGUAACUACAUUACUAAUGUAUUUACUAUUUACUAGUUACUACCGUAGUAACUAGUAAAUAGUAACUAGUAAAUACGGUAGUAAUGUAGUUACAUUAGUAAUGUAGUAAAUACGGUGGUAUGUAACUACCGUAGUAAAUACAUUAGUAACUAAUAAUGUAGUAAUGUAGUACAUACGGUAGUAACUACCGUAUUUACUACAUUACUAAUGUAACUACCGUAGUAAAUACGGUAGUGAUGUAGUAACAUACCUACUAGUUACUACAUUACUACAUUACUGGAUUGGUUUUCUGAAGGUAGUAAUGUAGUGAAAUACCCUUUGAUUGUGUGCUCAGGGAGUAAAUACACUAAAAGAGU
Messenger RNA from Chara braunii, 3331 nucleotides. The record is from the annotation of a GenBank genome assembly. Lineage: Eukaryota; Viridiplantae; Streptophyta; Charophyceae; Charales; Characeae.